Molecule: messenger RNA, 5704 nt
Organism: Paramuricea clavata
Lineage: Eukaryota; Metazoa; Cnidaria; Anthozoa; Malacalcyonacea; Plexauridae
Source: the annotation of a GenBank genome assembly
GAGAUAGAGUUACAAAAAUUACAGCUAGAAAGCCAGAAUAAGUCAUCCGAUCAUUCUACCCCUUAUUUUGAUGUAACUAAACACAUUAGGAUGGUUCCACCGUUCCAGGAACGGGAAGUCGAUAAGUACUUUUUACAUUUCGAGAAGGUUGCCAAAAACUGCAACUGGCCGAAGGAAAGUUGGACAAUGCUCUUGCAAAGUGUCCUCCUAGGGAAAGCUCGGGAAAUUUUUUCACAGCUUACGGUAGAAGAUUCCGGAGAGUACGAUACGGUAAAGCGACUAAUUCUGAAGGGGUACGAGUUGGUUCCCGAAGCGUAUCGCCAAAAAUUCCACAUUUUAGGCAAAUCAAGUAAUAAAACCUUUGUGGAAUUUGCGCAAGAAAAGGCUCAGCUUUUCGAUCGCUGGUGCACAUCAGAAAAUGUGGAGAAUAAAUACGAUCGUUUACGCGAGUUGAUUUUGAUUGAGGAAUUUACAAAUUGUCUUAGUAAUGAUGUUAGAACUUUCGUGACUGACAAAAAACCGGAAACACUAAGUGACGCAGCAUGUUUGGCAGAUAAUUUCUUGCUAACACACAAAUUUUCGACCACGGGUAUAAAAUCAAAUAUGUUUCCUUCUCGCGGCAACAGCCUUGCAUUUGACAAUAAAUGUCUGCCACCUCCUAGGCAAUUUCAGGGACGAUAUCCAGGCAAUGAUUUUAGCUCUUUCAACAACAAACCACGCAAUGGACCGCCAGAAUCUUGGCGUAGACCAUCACCAUUUAAGUCAAUUGUUUGUGAUUAUUGUAAACGAAGUGGUCACACAAGGUCUGAAUGUCAUUCGCUUAAAUUUAACAGACCACCACCAAAACCAACACGUUUUAUUUCUUCGUCAAACACGAAACCAGAAUUUCAUAGUUUAUACGAGCGGCAGCAACAACCAAAGCAACAUGUCGUUGAGAGUAAACAAUAUAUUCACAAGGGUCAAUAUAUUGACCCUAGUAUGGACACAUUUAAGCCAUUUAUAUUUGAUGGUUCUGUAUCGCUCUCAAAUGACCAAUCAAAUGUUUAUUUACCAAUCAAGAUAUUGCGAGAUACAGGUGCUUCACAAUCGUUGAUACUAACCAGAACAUUACCAUUUUCUACAAAUUCGUAUUCGGGCAAAAAUGUUUUGAUAUGCGGCGUUAACUCCAAAGACUAUCGUUCAAUGGUGACAGGCGAUGUUUCCUUAGGCGUGAUUGAGUCUUUACCUUUUGAUGGGAUACAUUUGUUAUUAGGAAACGAUUUAGCUGGCGAUAAAGUUACAGUUAACCCAAUUUUAACAAACAAACCAUGUCUUUCUCAACAGCCUGAUCCGGUUGAACAAGUUAUUCCAGAUUUAUAUCCUUCAUGUGCGGUUACUACAGCCAUAAAAAAACGGCAAGAUCAUGAGAUAGAUAAUGUGCGAGCAGAUGAAAUUGACAUGUCUGACACUUUUCUUUCAAAAGUAUCUGAAAAUUUGGAUGCAAAUGAUAAUCAAAGUAGUUUUUCAAAAUCUAGCCCUAUUAGAGAGCAACAAAAUGAUCCUGAGAUUUCUGCGCUUUACCAAAAGUCUUCAGACGAGAUGGAUGCCACAGGCGGUCCUGUGUGCUAUUUUAUUAAAAACGGAGUGUUAAUGAGGAAAUGGCGACCCCCUGAUGUUUCUGCCGAUGACGAAUGGGCUUUUCGAUAUCAAAUUAUAAUUCCGAAGUCUUAUCAAUCCGAAAUUCUUAGUUUGGCGCAUGACACUCCACUUUCGGGUCAUUUGGGAAUAAACAAAACGUUACAAAAAGUCACUACCCAUUUCUAUUGGCCCGGGGUUCGAAAAGACGUCGUUCAAUUUUGCAAAACUUGUCACACAUGCCAAAUUGUUGGAAAACCAAACCAAGUAAUUCCUAAAGCACCAUUAAAACCAAUUCCGGCUUUUGAAGAACCGUUUAGUAGAGUCAUGAUUGAUUGUGUCGGACCACUGCCUAAAACUCGAAAAGGAAACCAAUAUCUCCUAACCAUUAUGUGUGUUUCGACUCGAUUUCCAGAAGCUAUACCUUUAAGAAAUAUUAAGGCGAAAACUAUUGUUCAAGCGCUUACAAAAUUUUUUACUCUAUUUGGACUUCCAAAAUCCAUUCAGUCGGACCAAGGAUCGAAUUUUAUGUCGGGCUUAUUUCAGCAAGUAAUGCAGGAACUAGGCAUCAAACAGUUUAGAUCAAGCGCUUAUCAUCCGGAAAGUCAAGGAGCACUAGAGCGAUUUCACCAAACAUUGAAAAACAUGAUUCGGAUGUAUUGCCAGGACACCGAGAAAAGUUGGGACGAAGGAAUUCAUUUACUUUUAUUUGCUGCACGCGAUUCAGUUCAAGAAUCUUUAGGCUUUACUCCGUUUGAGCUUGUUUUCGGACAUACCGUUAGGGGACCACUUAAACUCCUGAAGGAGAAGUUGCUUGUCGACGACGACAGUCCUUUAAACCUUUUAAAAUAUGUUUCAGAUUUCCGUACGAAACUCACAAAAGCAUGCGAUUUGGCUAGAGAAAAUCUUAAGUCGGCCCAAAAAUGCAUUAAGGAAAAGUAUGACAAAACUACCGUAACGCGAAGUUUUCAACCCGGCGACAAAGUACUUGCCUUUCUUCCGGUCCCUGGAACACCCUUGCAUGCUAGGUAUUUUGGCCCCUAACUCGUAGAAAAGAAAGAGAAUUAUUUAAAUUAUGUCAUAGUUACCCCCGAUAGACGUAAGAAUAAGCAGUUAUGUCAUGUAAAUAUGCUAAAAUCAUAUUAUGAGAGAAAGAAUGGUGUGCAGGUAGUUAACGUCAUAGAUGAAGCAAAUAAUAAUAUAGAAUAUCCAACCGAACUCUUCAAUCUGUCUGAGUCAACUAAACUCCAUAACUCUGAUGUUCUUCGCGAUAUGGAUACAAAGUUAAGCCACCUAAAUGAAUCUCAACGAAGAGACAUCGAAGUUUUAGUACAGGAAUACCAAUGCUUAUUUCCAGACGUACCCUCCAGGACAGACCAUAUUGCCCACGACGUAGAGAUCAACGUAGCCUGCUCACAGGCUCUAUUAUAUAGAGCCUGCGACUUUUGUUGAUAUUUUUUCAAUACGCCCCCUUUGAGAUAAUUGAAUAUCCGGUAAAUAGUAGCCAAUCAAAGCAAGUUUUGUUAAUUAGAUUACCAGAGGUUAUUAACAACAACAAACAGUUUCUCGCGCAAUUUUACGCCUGUAUCUUUCACUAGGAUUCCAAAGUCUAAACUUUAAUCUAAAAUAAUUCAUGGUCGUUUUUUCCCUAAAGUGUUCUAAUAUUUAAAACAUAGUCCCGUUUGUAUAUUGCUGUCUUGUUCGUACAUUGCCGUUUUAAAUUAUGUAACUAUACUACAGAGACGUAAAAUUUUACUCUAUUUAUAUCCAAAAUAUAACUGUAAGAUUUAAGGAAACGUAUUUAGGUUUUGAACAAAGUAACAAACACUAUUUAUUAAAAGUGUCGAACAAUAGCAGGCUAAAAAACAACAUUAAUCAUUAUUGCGUGAAGUCUGUCAUUUGCUCAACUGAUAAUACAAUUAACUCAAUAGACAAUAGACAAUUUGAAAACCCGUGGCCGUGGCAUCGAUUCUGCCGUGUUUAAUAACUACAUUUUUUUGUAAAAAGCUCUUGUUAUAAUAAUAUAUGUCACUAGUUGAGACUCCCAAAAAUAAAGUCUCAAAGAGAGAGCGGACUUCGGUCAAAAAACACGCAAACGACUAUUGCAAAAUUUCCAGGUGUAAAUUCAAAUUGGCCAGGUGUUCUAAGAACGACUUUCCUCGACGGCGUCUGUUUUAAUAAUUUGCCCAUUGUCUUGACUUAUUCAAGACCAGAUUGUUUAGGCAGAAAGCCUUGGGGUUGACAGGGAAGUAUUUGGGAGAAAUGUUCGGAGGCAUUUGACAAUCAACUGCUUUAUACUAGCUGAUUCACUGCCUGUGUCGACUCAACGAACGUCUCGCUGGGCUAACCUUAAGUUGUUCACUUCAACGUUUGAAACCGCAAGUGAUGCAAACGCAGUUAGAUAAAUUGUCAGCCUGAACUAGCCUUAUUUUACUCUCUCUGCAAAGAUCAGCAAGGCAUACAUCGAAGUUUUCCCUUGUACUUCUUUGGAAAAGGUUUAUUAUUAUAGCUGACGAAGACAAAGUAUCGGUAUAUUAACUUUUAUCAAAUCCCGUUGGAAGUACAGUUAAUAUUGCUAACCUUCGCUCAUCCUUCAACGUUAAUUUAAAUUGAAAGGUUUCUCAAAUACAUUCAGUUUAAUACUUCUUCGAAGAGAUAAACAAAGUCAUGGUUUUAUACGCCACUGAUUGAAUGCCAGCUUUAAAAUUACAUUGCGAAUGUCGUACGCGUUAAAUAUUUGCACGAUAUUAACUCAUGGGGCACUUCUGACCAAUGGGAAUUUUGCGUACGCUCCGUACGCAUAAAUCGACUUUUUACUAAUAAAGGUCGCAGGCCGUUCCUCGUGCAGCCUCUGCCUGACAACGGCCUGCGAGCGGGCUAAGAUCAACGAUGCGCCACCUAUCAAACAACACCCAUACCGUCUAAACCCAACGAAGCAAAAACACCUCGAAGCAGAAAUCGAGUACCUCCUCGAGAAUGAUUUCAUCGAACCAAGCCAAAGUAGCUGGAGUUCACCUUGUUUGCUAGUUCCCAAACCUGAUGGUAGUUAUAGGAUGUGCACGGACUAUAGAAAACUUAAUAAUGUGACGAAGGCGGAUACGUAUCCCAUUCCGCGGAUUGAUGAUUGUAUUGACAAAAUUGGAACUGCAAAAUACGUCUCCAAGUUUGAUUUAUUGAAAGGUUUCUGGCAGAUUCCACUUACUAAACGUGCGAAAGAGGUCUCAGCAUUCGUGACUCCGAAAGGUCUCUACCAAUAUAAAGUGAUGCCUUUUGGCAUGCGUAAUUCGCCAGCGACCUCCAACGGCUGAUAAAUAAUGUUAUCGCGGAGAUAGAAGGCUGCGAAGGGUUACAUUGACGACGUAAUAAUAUACAGUGAUACGUGGGAAGAACAUUUGAAGAUUAUGCGGAAAUUCUUUAAACGACUCAGCGACGCGAAGCUAACGAUCAAUAUAUUAAAGAGUGAGUUUGGAUGUGGUCAUGUCACCUACUUAGGACAUAUCGUCGGGCAAGGUCAAGUGAAGCCUGUCGAAGCAAAGGUCGAAGCCAUCUCGAUGUUUCCUCAACCGGCGUCGAAAAAACACGUGAUGCGUUUUCUCGGUAUGGCAGGUUAUUACCGAAAGUUUUGUCCAAAUUUUUCUGCUAUCACGGAGCCUUUAACUCGGUUGCUGCAAAAGAACGCCAAGUUUCAUUGGACUGAACAAUGCCAGUUUGCUUUUGAGCAACUCAAGGCAAUGUUGCAACGUGCUCCUGUUUUGUCAGCCCCAGACUUCAGCCGACCCUUUAAACUAGCUGUUGAUGCAAGUGACAUCGCUGCCGGAGCAGUAUUAUUACAAGAGGACGACGAUGGAAUCGACCAUCCGGUAGCUUAUUUUUCCCGCAAGUUUAACCACCAUCAACGCAAUUAUUCCACUGUUGAAAAAGAAUGUCUUGCCCUUAUCCUCGCCCUUCAACAUUUUGACGUGUAUGUUUCUUCAGCCGGAGUUCCUAUCGAAGUAUUCAGUGAUCACAAUCCACUAGUUUUCAUCCACCGAAUGAAGGACAAGAAUCAACGUUUGUUGCGAUGGAGCUUGAUAUUAUCGGAAUACAACAU